AUGAAUCGGCUAUCAGAAGAGCAAGUUAUCUCGUAUAAAGAAACUUUCAAAGUAUUCGAUUUUAAAUCCGAAGGAUUGAUCGAUUGUCGUGAUUUAAUAGAUAUUUUAACUGUUAUGGGUCAUUUUCCUUCAUUGAGCGAGUUAUCUCAAGCCGUUGCAAUUAGUGACAAAGAAGGGUAUCUCAACCUCGACGAAUUCCUUGAUUUAAUGGCAGAUCGCCUAGAAAGACAAAAGAAAGAAAAUGAAGUUAUAAAAAUUAUCCAAUCUUUUGACAUGGAAGGAUCAGGAUUCAUAACAAUGAUUCAAUUGCAUGUCAUGAUGAUGAAUUUUUUUAAAGACAAAUUCACAGAUGAUGAAUUAGAAGACAUUGUAGGCAAGUCGGAUGUCGAUAUGCACGGCCGAAUGAAAUAUGACAUACUUACGAGAGCGCUCUUUGACAGAUUGUAA
This is a messenger RNA of Ctenocephalides felis (cat flea), 447 nucleotides long. Its product is annotated as calmodulin-like. The record is from RefSeq and is a predicted model, not a curated record. Lineage: Eukaryota; Metazoa; Arthropoda; Insecta; Siphonaptera; Pulicidae. The transcript is spliced from 2 exons. Gene Ontology annotation, molecular function: calcium ion binding. Gene Ontology annotation, cellular component: cytoplasm. The coding region runs from base 1 to 447 and encodes 148 amino acids.